AUGGCUAGUUCAGCCGAGCGAUCACAUGGUCAUGAUGCUCGCACAUAUUAUAAUAGUACACAAGAGCAUGGUUUAGAUCAACGUAAUGAAAGUAAAAUUUUACAUUUGCGUAAUUUUAAUAAUUGGAUCAAAAGCACAUUAAUUGAUGGAUAUUUGCAACGUAUUAGAAAGGAACAACCUGAUCGAAGUAAUAAAAUUCAUGUAUUUGAUAUGGGUUGUGGUAAAGGUGGUGAUCAGCUGAAAUGGCAAGUUGGUCGUGUUAAUUUCGUUACUUUUGCUGAUCUUGCUGAAAAUUCAGUUGAAGUAUGCAAGCAACGUUAUUAUGAGAGACAGAAAAAAUGCAAUUAUAAUGCAGAUUUCUUUCCACUUGAUUGUACUAAAGAACUUAUUCGAAAUAAACUGAAAACUACUGAACCAUGCUUUGAUCUAGUCAGUACACAAUUUGUUCUUCAUUAUGCAUUCGAUAAAUUGGAAUCAGCUAAUCGAUUUUUACGCAAUGCUGCUGAAUUUUUACGUGUAGGUGGCUAUUUUAUUGGUACUACUGUGAAUUCAUGUGAAUUAGUUGAACGUUGUCGUAAUUCACCGAAUCAGAGUAUUUCUAACGAUGUAUUUAAUGUCGCAUUCGAUCCUUCUAUCGAUCUGAGUAAAACCAGUAACGAAUCAAUUCCGUUAUUUGGUGCUAAGUAUCAUUUUACUCUUGAUGAUGUUGUUAAUUGUCCUGAAUAUCUUGUCUAUUUUCCUUUACUUGAAGAAUUGGCAAAAAAACAUGGCCUAAAAAAAGUUGAACGACAAACAUUUAAAGAAUAUUUUGAUAACAAUAAGGAUACUAGUGGUGGUCGUUUUCUAUUAUCGAAAAUGAAUGCGUUAGAGUAUUAUGAACUUCCGCCAGACAAUCCACAUAAUCAACGAGGACCAAUUAUUGAUCAUACUCGAUACACACAUGCUGCAAAAUACAUUAAUGACGUUAAUACACAAAAUCAAAAUUCUAUGAAAAGUUGUCGAACUUUAUCUAAACAAGAAUGGGAUAUGACAAUUCAACAAUCACGUUCAAAAGUCUUCAUAGCUCGUCCAACACUUAAGAUGACUACCAGAUGUCGAACUACUCGUCGACAGACCACAUAUUUGUCUAUACCAUCUACUAUAAAUGGUAAUAUCAAAGGUGGUCAAGUAUUAGCUGUUGGUGAAAAUGGUAUGACACAAUUAGGAUUAAAAAGUUCUAUUGAUCAACGAAAGAAUCCUCAACCUGUACUUAUUUCUGAACCUGUUGUACAAAUUGCUGCCGGUCCUUUACAUUCGGUUUGUUUAACAAAUCAAAAUGAUAUUUAUACAUUUGGCUGUAAUGAUGAAUAUGCAUUGGGCCGUUCAGAUAAUAAUAAUGAUGAUAAUAAUAAUGAUGCUGAUCCAUUUGGAAAAGUUGAUUUAACUAAAGUAUUGAAUAUAGAUCAAGAAAAUAUUGUACAAAUCGUUGCUGGUGAUAGUCAUACAUUAGUUUUAUCAAAUAUGGGUAAGGUUUAUGGUAGUUCACAUGGAAUUUAUGGUCUUGUUCGCAAUGGUAAAAUGGCAAAACAUCCAAUUGAAAUUCCUUUACCAGAAAAAAUUGUUAAAUUAGCAAGUGGAUAUGAUUUUAUAUUAUUUCUAAGUGAAACAGGACAUGUUUAUUCAUGUGGUAAUGGAGAAACAGGUCAAUUAGGUAGAGUUAGUCGAUAUGUAUCGGAAGAUGGUGGACGUAGAGGAAUUGAACGAUUAAUUACACCUGCACCUAUUCUUUAUAAUCGAUCAUCAAUUAAAGACAAAAAUUUAUUAUUUGAAGAUAUUUUUACUGGUGCUCAUCAUUAUUUUUUAAAAGUACAAGGUCAAUCUUAUAUACUUGCUGCUGGAUUGAACAAUUUUCAUCAAAUUGGUUUAUCAUCAACAGAGCCUGUCUUUUUUCCAACACAUAUUCCAUCAUUAGAUGGUUACCAAUGGAAAAAAUUUGCCGGUGGUCUCCAUCAUACACUUGGUCUUACUAUUGAUGGUGAAGUUUAUGCGAUGGGACGCUGUCAUGAAGGUCAAUUGGGUAUUGACGCUCUAAAGACUCAUGUUGAUAAACCAACACUUAUUCCAAAUAUUCCAAAAGCUGUUGAUAUAGCUUGUGGAAAUCAUGUUUCAUUUAUCAUUGAUAAAACAGGCAAAGUUUAUUCAUUUGGUACUGGUACAUCCCUUCAACAUGGACAUGGAGAAAAUGAUAUUAAAAUGCCACGCAUGAUGUCAUCGAAAUUUAUGGAUAUUAAAAAAAUUACCAAUAUUGCUGUCGGUGCUCAACAUACAAUUUUUCUCACUAAAGAAUAA
This is a messenger RNA of Rotaria sp. Silwood1, 2328 nucleotides long. The record is from the annotation of a GenBank genome assembly. Lineage: Eukaryota; Metazoa; Rotifera; Eurotatoria; Philodinida; Philodinidae.